Molecule: messenger RNA, 2252 nt
Organism: Pundamilia nyererei
Lineage: Eukaryota; Metazoa; Chordata; Actinopteri; Cichliformes; Cichlidae
Exons: 13
Coding region: 121-1746 (541 amino acids)
Molecular function (GO): protein binding
Source: RefSeq, a predicted model, not a curated record
UGAACCACUGACUCAUUUUUUCAGUUUAAUAAGAAGUCUGUUCACCAACAGAAGGAAAUCCCGUCCUUCCAUUGAAGAUCCAACAAUCAGAAAACCCGACAGAUUCAUCUUUGCAAUCAAAUGUUAAAUCCAGUGUUUUGGACCAUGGGUGGUAAUUAUGGGCUAGCGGUCUUGGUGGGCGUGGCCAUACUUCUGGAGGCUGUCCAAUGUCAAGUGAGCUGCAAAGGAGCUGAUGGUGAGCGAGGAGUGAACGGCGCUCCGGGCAGAAAUGGGUUGCUUGGAAUGAAGGGAGAGAAAGGAGAGCCAGCUGUGAUGAUUCAAGGUCCAGUGGAUACAGCCAGCCUACUGAGGCAGAAAGGAGAGUCGGGAAAUCGGGGCACGCAAGGACCCCAGGGCCCAAAAGGUUUCCGCGGAGAUUUGGGGAAAGAGGGUGAGGAUGGCCCCCCAGGUCCUCCUGGCCCAGACGGCAGGUUGUCCCAAGCAAGACACACCUCUCAGCAGGAGUCCCGUUCGGCCUUCUCAGUGAUCAGAACCGACAGAAAUUAUCCUGCCUUCAACCAGAAAAUAACCUACCAAAAAGUUGUGGUCAACACAAAUGGUGAUCUUGACACACGCACAGGUGUCUUCACCUGCAGAGUACAGGGUACCUAUUACUUCAACUUCCACUCUGUGGCCAAGGUCAGCAUGUGCCUGCAAAUAGUCUAUGAUGGACCAAGAAGAACCCUGGGAUUCUGUGAUAAUAACAGGUCAAACAGGCAAUCUGAGCAGGUGCUGUCAGGUGGUGUGGUUUUACAGCUCACAGUUGGACAGAAGGUCUGGCUUGAGUCCUUUAGGGAAAACCAGGGACCUACUGAUACCAGGGAGAACCAGGAAAAAAAGAUCAUCUUCAACGGCUUCCUGCUCUUCCCAAUUCAGACAUUACUAAUAAAAAAAACAUCAUUUUUCUCUUCUUUUGCUCCAUUAUUUGUUUGCUUCUCAUCUUUUUCCAUCACUUCUCCUCCCUCUCAGGAUUUAUCCAUCAUGCUCCACCAUUGUUUCCUCACUGUUGGAGCCCUGCUCUCAUUGGCAAUAUCCGGGCUAAUCGCUAUGGAGACCUGUCCAGCUACAGGGAUGCCCGGAAUGCCAGGUAUUCCUGGGCUUCCUGGAAGAGAUGGUCGUGAUGGACAAAAAGGAGAGAAAGGAGAUCCAGGAACAAAGUUGCAAGGUGGUCUUGGGCCUCAGAAAGGAGAGAAAGGGGAGCUCGGGCCAGAGGGGCCCCCUGGUAAAAGAGGUCAGAUUGGGGAGUCUGGGAAGCCAGGUACCCCAGGAACUGCCGGACCUCCGGGAGAACCAGGAGAACAAGGGGCUGUUGUAGUCCAGCAGCAGGCGGCCUUCAGUGUGGCCAGAGCGACAAACCAAUACCCAGAUAAAGCCAGCGUCAUUAAGUUCACAGAUGCAAUCACCAACAUCAACGAUGACUACAACAUAAACACAGGACGCUUCAGGUGUCGGGUCCCAGGAACGUACUACUUUGUGUACCAUGCCUCGUUAGAUGAAAAACUGUGUGUGUUGCUGAAGCGUGACAACAUGCUGCUGGCAUCGUUCUGCGAUCAUCGGCAGGGAGGGAGACAGGUGACUUCUGGUGGCCUGGCAGUGUACGUGUCAAAAGAUCAAGAGGUUUGGUUGGAGACUAAAGACUACAGAGCGAUGAGAGGGACACGAAACGGAUACAGCAUCUUCUCUGGCUUCUUGCUUCACUCUCACUGAUCACCCCCAGGACAGGAAACAGAAAACAGUUUGACAGCUGAACGACUGAAACAACAUGAAAACAUUUUCUUACUGUUUCUUCACAAUGAUCAUUUACCUUUGUAAAAGGCACAGAAUGUUUAUUUUUCAUUUUCAUUUUUAUUCAGCGGCCAACAUGCACCAUUUUAUUCUCUUUCUGCUGAAUCAGCUCUGAGUUCCUAUCAGUUGAAAAGCUGACACUUCAAAUGGAGAAGAUCUUUGUGUCUGUAACUGACUGUCGAUGGUUCUGUCUAAAAUUUGAAGUUUCUCUUGUUCAGUUUGAUAAAGUUGGUUUCAUACUCAGACUUUCUGCAGACUCAGUUGAUAUUAAUGGGUGUGAUUUUUAAAUGCAUUUCCAAACACAGUUUGAUUUUUCUAAUUUCCAUCAUUAUCUCGAGUUCACAUUUAAGCACAGAAUGUCCCAUCAGCUCCGUGCCUCGCUGUCACAUAGUUUAAACAAACAAGCUAAGUAAAGAGCUGAGCAUCAA